AUGGUCUGCCCGCAACAAGGCCAGAGUGGCAUGAGAGAGACCUUGGGCCUGCGCGUCGCCCCCCCGCCCCCCGCCCGUGACCAGGGGCCGCGGGAGCAGGGGCGGGCUGUUGAUUGCACAGGCCCAGCAGCCGCGACUCUCCGGGAGAGGGAGAGGAGCCCGAGGCAGAGCGAGCGCCCUCUGCUGGCGCGCGGCGGCACGGAGACCGGAAGGGAGAGCGGGAGGCGGGGCGGCCACGGAGGACCGCCCGCCAGCGAGCCCCGCCAGCCCCGCGCGCGAGGGGCCCAGCUCGCCCGCCGCGUCCACACCUGGGUCUGCGACCGGGGCGGAGGGAGGAAGACCCUCAUCUCAGAGUAG
Molecule: messenger RNA, 357 nt
Organism: Rangifer tarandus platyrhynchus (Svalbard reindeer)
Lineage: Eukaryota; Metazoa; Chordata; Mammalia; Artiodactyla; Cervidae
Source: the annotation of a GenBank genome assembly